CUUAGAUUGAGUCAGUAGGUUUGUCAGUCAGGGGUUGACGUCUACGUGGUGAGGUUUGGAACCACUAACCCGGUUGUACACUUAUCACCAUGGUUGAUACCCGUAGUGGGAAGGAGAUUAGCCCCUACACCACUGAGCAUCAAGAAAAGAUGGCCGCCUUAGUCAGAGAGAAUAAGGAGAAGAAAGAGCGUGAAAAGCAAGCCAAGCUAAAGGCUAUCGCAGACGAGCAGGCGGUGAAGAUGAAGAGAUUGGAGGAGGAGAUGAAGAAGGUACAACAGGAGGAGGAAGAAAGAAGGAAGGUUGCUGAAGCAGAAGCGGCAACAGAAGAAGAGAAAGUGAGGAUGAGAAUUGAGAGUGGGGAAGGAAGUAGUGGUGGCACGAUGAAGUGGGAGACAGAUACUGAGCUGGAGAAAAAGAUCAGCGAGUGGGUGACUAAUUUAUCGUUGGGGGAAGACGAGGAGGCGGAGUCCUAUGUGACUCAGGAUGAGAAGGCUGCGCUGGCUGCUGAGCUAGCGGCCAUGACAGACCCAAUGGAACGAAGAGAGAGGGAAGAUGAGCAAAAGGAUUUUGCGCGCGAAAUCGUCACCCACAUUGGGGGCGAAGUCAAACAGUUGAGAGACAACGUAGGGAAGUUUUGUGAGGGCGCCAUUCAGGGUGCCAAAGCAGUAGCCGCUGUAGAGGGAGAGGCCAGACCCCGUAAGGACCCAGUGAAACUUAAUUUCCCAGACGCAUACGGGGGGAAGAAGGACGAGAACUUUGACAAYUGGGAGGCCAGUGUCAAUAGUUACRUUUAUUUACAGCAUAUCCUGAUGGAGGAGCAAGUCCUCGUGGCCUUCCAGGCCCUGAAGGACGAAGCGGCUAGCUUCGCCAGGUCUCUCGCRYGUACAGCCGRUUGUGAAAACAACCUGGUUGCAUAUUCUAAAGUCACCCCUCUUUCCCAAUUCCUCAGGCUCCUCAAGGAGCGUUUCGCUGACCCAACGAGAGGCAUAAGAGCCUCUGACAAGCUUCAAACGAUCCACUCACGGCAGUGGAGGAGUGCCAAGGCACUCAAGGGUACCAUGAACGACUUGGUAGCCAUCUCGGACCAUGGGGUCACUGAGCCCCAGCUGGUUCAAUUGUUUUAUCGUGCCAUUCCAGAGGCCCUACAUGGGCAUUUCUUUGAUAAGUCUCAGCAGAUCGGCAUCACAUACGAUCAAUUGAGUCGCAAAGUCGUCCUGUAUGAGUCGAAGUCUAUGCCUAUUACCACUUUCUGGCAUAAGGACUUAGAGAAGGGGAAGAAGUGGAAGAAUCGUACCAUCUCAGGCCAAGUAAAGGCCAAGGAUCACAUGAUCCUGACAUUAGAAGAAGGUGGUACCGAUGAGGUCCCAUAUGACCAGAUUGAGUGGGGCCUUGAAGAUGAUGGUAGUAGUGUGGGGCAGGGGAGGUCUUACGCUGCUGUCGCGGCUGGAGGGAGGCCGCAAGGAGGAGGAGGAGGCCUGGGCCAAAGGGGCCAGGCCAUGGGAGGCCGAGGACCGGGCGCACAGGGGGUUGGCGGACAGGGAAACCACCAAGCGGGAGGUAGGGGUCAAGGUCCCCCGUCAAAUCGCCAGGGUAAUCGGUCCCCACAACCAAGAGGUGGAAGGGCACCUCAAGGAGGUUGGCACCCAGAUAACACCUUGGCACAUUGCUGUCUCAGUGCUCCCUCAUUCGCACGAUUAGUAAAGAAGGAGCAGUUAGAAGACCAGGUCUUUGUAGUUUAUGUUAGACCAGUCAUCGAGGCCCAAGAAAAGGAUAGUUCCACAGAUCCAACAAUUGCCAAGCUGCUGGAAGAAUUCAAUGACUUGACUCAGUCGCCGACAAGAGUAGUGUCGCGACCCAUCCAGCAUAGGAUAGAGAUAGAGUCUGACUACAGAACUCCUAAGGGUGCAGUGUACAGGAUGUCCCCUAGAGAGUUAGAGGAGCUUCGCAAGCAGUUAGACGAACUCCUUGAGAAAGGUUGGAUCAGGCCCAGUUCGUCUUCUUUUGGAGCACUCAUUUUGUUUGUCCCCAAGAAGGAAGGAGAGUUGAGAAUGUGUAUAGACUAUAGGGGUUUGAAUGCGAUCACUGUGAAGAAUGCUGAGUCGCUGCCCAAGAUAGACGAUCUUUUAGAUCGGGUGCAGGGUUGUAAGUAUUUCUCUAAGAUAGACUUAAAGUCCGGAUACCAUCAGAUAGAAGUCCAUCCUGAUGAUCAGUACAAGACUGCGUUCCGGACUAGAUAUGGGCAUUACAAGUUUAUUGUGAUGCCCUUUGGACUGACCAAUGCGCUAGCUACUUUUCAGCGUUGCAUGAAUGACCUGUUUAGACCAUGGUUAGAUAAAUUUGUGGUAGUCUACUUAGAUGAUAUCCUAGUCUUCAGUAAGACCCUCCAGGAGCACCAGRGUCAUCUGAGGCAGGUCUUGGAGAAGCUUAGAGAGGCUAACUUCAAGAGCAAUGCGAAGAAGUACGAGUGGGCCAAGACGCAAGUCUUGUACUUGGGCCACAUGUUGGACGGAGAUGGCAUUAAGCCAGAGGACAGCAAGAUCGCGACGAUCAGAGAUUGGCCGACGCCCCGCACGUUGACAGAGUUGCGGUCGUUCCUAGGCCUAGCUAACUACUACAGGAAGUUCGUGAGGUACUUCUCCACUAUCGCCGCUCCCUUGCGCAGGUUGUUGAAGAAAGAGACAAUCUGGCAAUGGGAUAAAGACUGUACGUCAGGGCUAAAAAAGUGAAAGCGCGCGUUAAUAGAAUAUCCUGUCCUCAAAGUAGCGGAUCCGUCCUUGCCAUUUGUCG
This is a messenger RNA of Chara braunii, 2787 nucleotides long. The record is from the annotation of a GenBank genome assembly. NCBI's taxonomy places the organism in Eukaryota, Viridiplantae, Streptophyta, Charophyceae, Charales, Characeae.